CGACCAUCGCAUGUCAUGACAAAGCCAAAUUUAUGAUAGCCAGGGUGGAGAUACCUCGCAUUAUGCAUUUAUUAUGGCGACAUCGCUGUGCCUCCAUUCUGGUCAAACGAUCUUCCUAUUAAACAAGCCUGCCGUCGCGGGUUUUCUUUAGUCCUCGGUUUCUUGUCUCAAGCUUAAGAGUCAACAACCAUUUACCUGAGCGACCAUGACUGUUUCAGCUAAAGGACAUAUUAGGAUUGAGUAUAUGCCCGACUAUGAUCAAUACCUAGCCCGCGUCAAGCGCCGGAAAGAAACAGAGAAGCUCGAGCAGCACCUUCCCAAGGGGUUUCCACCCCGUCUAUCUGGCGAUCUUGUUUGGGGAGGCAAGGAUUUGGUGGAUCAUUACAACUGGAAUUAUUACCUGACUGCCGCAGACCUCGGCGAGAUUGAGCAGGCUCUUCAACACUUUAAAGCACUCGGGAAGCCAAUGGGCGAGCUCACACCAGAGACUUUCCCAUUGCCCAAGUUGAAUGCUGUGUUGCGCGAAAUUUCUAACGAAGUUCACAACGGUCACGGUUUCAAAAUCGUUCGUGGUCUUCCAGUGGACUCUUACACCCGUGAGGACACCGUCAUUAUAUAUGCCGGUCUUUCAUCCCACGUGGCGCCGAUUCGUGGUCGCCAGGACAACAAAUGGCAAGGAAAACCGGCUGAUGUUCUUGUUGCUCAUGUCAAGGACCUGAGUCGCUCUUGUAGGUCUGAGGACAUACCCGGACCAGUGGUAACUGCGGAGAAGCAGGUUUUUCACACCGACUCUGGUGAUGUUAUUGCUUUGUUGUGCCUUGGCGAAAGUGAAUCGGGCGGAGAGAGCUACCUUGCCAGUACCUGCCAUGUCUAUAAUACUCUAGCAGAGACGCGUCCUGAUCUGAUCAAAACUCUCUCCGAACCUUGGCCAUUUGAUGACUUUGCCCCGACUGGUGAUCAGUAUAAGCUGCGGCCGCUACUGUACUACCAGCCUGCUACCGAUUCCGAACCGGAGCGACUUAUCAUUCAAUACUCGCGGAGAAACCUGACUGGUUAUUGGGAUUGCAAGCGGUCGGCAAACAUCCCACCAUUGAGCGAUGCGCAGGCAGAGGCUCUUGAUGCCAUCCAUUUCACCGCCGAGAAACACGCUAUUUCGCUGGACUUCCACAAAGGCGAUAUUCAGUUUGUCAAUAAUUUGAGCAUUUUACACGCGAGAGGAGCAUUUACAGACUCAAUAAAGAAGCAACGCCACCUCCUCCGACUUUGGCUGCGCGAUCCCGAGCAUGAAUGGACGAAGCCUAAGGACCUACAGGAGCGAUUCGAUCGGGUUUAUGCGGGUGUGACAGUUGACAAUUCGGUAUUCCCGCUAGAAGCCACCAUUCGCAGUAGAAAUGUGGCUACUUGAAUCGGUUAUAUGAGUGCAUCUCAUACAAUAUAACAAGAGAGCAGUUUGGCACUCCCGAAUAUUCUGCCAUGGAGUCCGACAGCAGCAUUGCUACUAGUAAUGUUGAUAGUAGCUCUAGAGUGUACGUAGAAACAUACUUUCCUAUUGGACUUCAAGGUUACUUCAUUGAAACCGCCAUUUUAGGUAGUCCUGGUGAAAG
Aspergillus caelatus is the source of this 1604-nucleotide messenger RNA. Its product is annotated as TauD/TfdA family dioxygenase. Lineage: Eukaryota; Fungi; Ascomycota; Eurotiomycetes; Eurotiales; Aspergillaceae. Bases 206 to 1405 code for a protein of 399 amino acids. The record is from RefSeq and is a predicted model, not a curated record. Gene Ontology annotation, molecular function: oxidoreductase activity. The transcript is spliced from 4 exons.